This is a messenger RNA of Penicillium odoratum, 1137 nucleotides long. RefSeq names its product NAD(P)-dependent alcohol dehydrogenase. The transcript is spliced from 2 exons. The record is from RefSeq and is a predicted model, not a curated record. NCBI's taxonomy places the organism in Eukaryota, Fungi, Ascomycota, Eurotiomycetes, Eurotiales, Aspergillaceae. Bases 1 to 1137 code for a protein of 378 amino acids. Gene Ontology annotation, molecular function: oxidoreductase activity; zinc ion binding.
AUGUCCGCCAUCACUCAAAGCGAAGCGCUUGUAUCCAGGGGCCCAUUUUCAGAAAGCAAAUGGGCCAUCGAACCUGUCACCCUCCGACCGCUCAAGGCGGAUGAAGUGACUGUUCAAAUAAUCGCAUCCGGUAUUUGCCAUACCGAUUUACAUUGUGGAAACACCGCCGAAGAGGAAAACGUACCGGGUGUUUUCUAUCCCCGAGUACUCGGACAUGAAGGGUCCGGAUACGUCGUUGCGACAGGAGAAAAUGUAACAAAAUUGAAGCCUGGCGAUGCCGUCCUACUUUCAUUUUCUUACUGUGGCGACUGCUACGUGUGUAAGACGGGGCCAAAAUCCCACUGUACCAAUUUUUUCGAAAUCAACUUCGUGGGCGAGCCUGCUUUCUCUGAAAAUAUUGGAGGUCGAUUCUUUGGCCAAUCAAGCUUUGCCAAACACACUAUCGUCAGCGACAAGUCAGUCGUGAAUGUCACGGGUCUUGACCUUAGCAAAGAUGAUCUCAAGCUUUUGGCGCCUCUGGGGUGCGGUUUCCAAACCGGCAGCGGCACUAUAAUCAACGUUGCAAAAGCAGGCCCCGAUGACUGCGUUACUAUUGUUGGCAUGGGAGGUGUUGGCCUCGCAGCCGUGAUGGCAGCCAAAAAUCAAAAGUGCAAGGUCAUUAUUGGAAUUGACCGAAUCGAGGCAAGGCUUCAGCUUGCGCAGUCCCUCGGGGCGACGCAUGUUAUCAAUACGACUGGACUUACAAUGGAUGAGGUGUCUGCGAAGAUCAAACUCGCUGCAGAUGGGAUUGGCUCAACCAUUUCUAUUGAUACGAGCGCUCAUCCCCCUCUUUUGGCGGCACAAAUCGCGGCCUCUCGGUACAUGGCUAAAAUUAUUCAAGUUGGCACUGGAAUGCCCAAGGCCGCUAUUGAGAUUCCGCUUCAAGAGUAUAUGGUUAGCGGAAAGCAAUAUUUCGGUGCCGUUCAGGGUCAUAGCAAGCCCGAGGAAUAUAUUCCGAAGAUGAUACAGUGGUGGAAGGAUGGAACUUUCCCAGUUGAGAAACUGGUGAAAUUCUUUGAUGCUGCAGAUUUUGCAAAUGCUGUAAAGCUUAUGGGAAGUGGUGAUGUUGUCAAGCCUAUUAUUGUAUGGGAUAACUAG